CGGGUCUACAUACGUCACAAUACGAUAAGGGGCGGCAUAACCUUGACCUUUGAUAACACACCCAGACUGUCAUUUGUCUGAGAUGUAGACGUGGAGCUUCCGUUGCUAAAAGGUUCCGGGCCGGUGUUACCGUGGCAUACAGAUCAUGUCUGAAGAGGGUUUUUUACAACAACAACCAGGAUUUGCAACAAAGGCAAUUCAUGUAGGUCAGGAACCUGAAAGAUGGAACUCAGGUGCUGUUGUUCCGCCCAUCACUUUGUCAACCACAUUCAAACAGGAAGCACCAGCUAAGGAUAAGGGCUAUGUAUAUGGAAGAAGUGGCAACCCAUCCAGACAUGUAUUGGAAGCCUGUCUUGCAUCUCUGGAUGGUGCCAAAUAUGGAUUGUGUUUUGCAUCUGGAUUAGGAGCAACUACAGCUAUAGUUCAUCUCCUAAAUUCUGGUGAUCAUAUUGUCUCUGUUGAUGAUCUUUAUGGAGGUACAUACCGCUAUUUUAAUAAGGCAGCAGCAUGUAUGAAUGUGGAAACUACAUUUGUUGAUGCUUCUGAGUUCAGCAGUAUUGAGAAAGCCAUCAGGUCCAACACAAAGUUGGUGUGGUUAGAAAGUCCAACAAACCCACUGCUGAAGGUUAUGGACAUCAAGAAAAUUGCUGAAAUCACUCACAAGAAGGGCAUUCUUCUAGCAGUGGAUAAUACAUUCCUCACAUCUUAUUUUCAACGUCCACUGAGCUUUGGAGCUGAUCUUGUAGUUUAUUCACUAACCAAAUAUAUGAACGGACAUUCAGAUGUGAUAAUGGGUGCAGUUACUACUAACAAUGAAGAUGUCCACACCCGUCUUCGCUUCCUUCAGAAUACUUUGGGAAUUGUGCCAUCUCCAUUUGAUUGCUACUUGGUAAAUCGUAGUGUGAAGACUUUGCAUAUCCGCAUGCGUGAACAUAUGAAGAAUGGCCUAGAAGUGGCACUUUACUUGGAAAAACAUCCACUGGUUGAGAAAGUUGUUCAUCCAGGUUUGCCUUCACAUCCCCAGCAUGAAUUGGCAAAGAAUCAGUGUUAUGGACAUAGUGGAAUACUUUCAUUCUACAUCAGAGGUGGACUGAAUGAAUCAUCUGCAUUUUUGAAGGCGCUCAAAGUGUUCACACUUGCUGAAAGUCUCGGAGGAUAUGAGAGUCUUGCAGAGCUUCCCUCAGUGAUGACCCAUGCUUCUAUACCUCGUGAAGAAAGGGAAAAAACUGGUGUCACAGAUAAUCUAGUGAGACUGUCAGUAGGACUGGAGUCAUCAGAAGACCUCAUAGCAGAUUUAGACCAAGCUCUCAAGGCUGCUGCAGACAUAAACAGUGCUGACUAACAGGAGUCUCAGGAAUGGUUGCCGAUUUAUACGGGAGUAUGAAGAAUAACCAUGCAUUUGUAAUUGCAUUUACAGAGUUGUUAUAUGAAAUGUACUGAUAAUACCAAAAUUAGAAUGUGCAUUUCCUUUUAAAUAUAUAAUUUUGGAGAAUA
Molecule: messenger RNA, 1494 nt
Organism: Cryptotermes secundus
Lineage: Eukaryota; Metazoa; Arthropoda; Insecta; Blattodea; Kalotermitidae
Gene: Cth
Product: cystathionine gamma-lyase
Exons: 9
Coding region: 146-1342 (398 amino acids)
Biological process (GO): transsulfuration
Cellular component (GO): cytoplasm
Molecular function (GO): cystathionine gamma-lyase activity; pyridoxal phosphate binding
Source: RefSeq, a predicted model, not a curated record